AUAGCUUGUCCGGAUGCCUUUUGUACUUUGCAUUACUUCGCAACGCCAAGAAAAUUUGAACACGGUUCUUGAAUCACUAUUUUCUCUCUCAGCAUUUCUGACAAAGAAGCAGAAGUAUAGAUAUAGAUAGAAGCAGAUACAAACACAGAGAAGAAUAACAAUGGGAGGUAAAAGUUGGAGUUUGAAAGCAAAGCUAUGUGAUUCCUGCAAAUCAUCGCCGGCGAGUGUUUUUUGCCAUGCCGACACGGCAUUUUUGUGUCAUGGCUGCGACGCCAGGGUGCACGACUCUGACGAGGUGGCGUCCCAUCAUGCUCGGGUGUUGGUUUGCGAAGUGUGCGAGCAAGCGCCCGCUAUUGUCACCUGCAAGGCCGACGCGGCGGCUCUCUGCGCCACCUGUGACCGUGACAUACACUGCGCUAAUCCACUUGCCCGCCGCCACGAACGCCUCCCCAUAGUAUCCUUCUACAAGGCAUCACAGGUUAACAACAAUAACGAGAACAAAUACUUCUCUGAAGACGAGGCCGAGGCCGCCUCCUGGCUCUUGCCAAAUCCUCAUACGAAAGGAGGAACCACAGAGGAUGAUGAUGCCGACUCGUCGAAAUACAAGUCCAGCGAGUAUUUGUUCAGCGACAUGGAUCCAUACCUGGAUCUUGAUAUAAUUUCUGGAGAAAAUAUGAAUGAUCAAAAGAAGAGCCAGUACAUUUCUGAUGGGGUUGUGCCAGUGCAAAACAAGAAUGAUUUUCAGCAGAAUCAUUUUCAGGGUUCAGUUGUGGAUGGAUUUCCUACUUAUGAUAUGGAUUAUAACACUGGAUCCAAGCCCUUCAUGUACAAUUUCAGCUCCCAAUCUGUCACUCAAAGUGUCUCAUCAUCAUCUAUGGAAGUGUGCAUCGUACCGGACCCUGGUUCGAUAACCGACGUAUCCAACACUCUUGUGAAAAAUGACGAGAUCCCGAGCCCGGUUUCCGGGAUCGACAGAGAAGCUAGGGUGUUGAGGUAUAAAGAGAAGAGAAAGAACAGAAAAUUUGAGAAGACAAUACGAUAUGCAUCAAGAAAAGCCUAUGCUGAAACUAGACCUAGAAUCAAAGGAAGAUUUGCCAAGCGUUCAGAAAAUGGGGUUGAAUCACUCAUGGUCCCAACUUUUUAAUUGUAAGUUAAUUAAUUUUGGUGUUUUGAUUAAUCACUUGUUUCACAAGGGGAUUAUGAUGGAAGUCUGUACAUAUAUUUAGGUUAUCUCAUGUUGCUUGUUUGUUUGGUCGAUGUAUUUUUAUUUUUGUAUCUAAUGUUGUAACAAAAUAAUAUAUUAUUUGUGAAAAUUAUUCCUAAAUUAA
Olea europaea var. sylvestris is the source of this 1328-nucleotide messenger RNA. RefSeq names its product zinc finger protein CONSTANS-LIKE 4-like. Gene Ontology annotation, molecular function: protein binding; zinc ion binding. Lineage: Eukaryota; Viridiplantae; Streptophyta; Magnoliopsida; Lamiales; Oleaceae. Gene Ontology annotation, cellular component: nucleus. The transcript is spliced from 3 exons. Bases 161 to 1144 code for a protein of 327 amino acids. The record is from RefSeq and is a predicted model, not a curated record. Gene Ontology annotation, biological process: regulation of flower development; regulation of photoperiodism, flowering.